AUGGCGGAUGUGUACCGACACGCUGCAGCGGUGCUGCAGCAGAUGGAUUCAAAGGAAAUUGGGCUACGGGCGGCCCUCUAUGGAGUCGCCAGGCCCCCCCCAAAAGCACUUGCGAGGGUGUAUGCGCUGCUGUCGAAGACGCUGGCAGUGCGUCCGCUGCUGCAGCAGCUGCUGCAUGAAGUGGGCCUGGCGAGUUUUUCUUCUGUAGCAGAAGGGGUUCCCACGUCAGAAGCAGCAGCAGGAAAGAAGGAGUAUUUGCUGCUGCUGAUGCUGCGCGAUCUGCUGCUGUCUCCAAAGGGAAUAGAAGGAGGGGGGCAGCUGAGGCGGGAGUUGCUGGCUCACGAAUCGCAGCUGCGGCAUCUGUUCAAUGCAGCAGCAGCUGAAGCUUCUGCUGGAGCAGCAGCAGCAGCAACAGCAGCAGCAAUCCCCAGGUACCUCCGGGUGAACAGACGCCUGUGGGACGCAGCAGCAGCAGCAGAGUUCCUCAGGGUUCCUGCUACUGCAGCACGCCUGCUGCAGCAGCAACCGCAGCAGCAACAAACGCAGCAGCAGCAGCAAAAACAGCGCCGGAAGCAAAAUCAGCAGCAGCAGCGGCCGGAAGAGGCGGAAGCUGCGGGAAAGGAUAGUAAGGAGGGGCAGCAGCAACUGGUGCCUCAGGAGCAGCUCAUGAAGCAGCAGCACCAGCAAGAGCACCAGCAGGGGCUGCUGCUGCACGAGCUUGUGCCGAGAGGGUUUGUGUCUCUUCAAGACAGGGCCAGCUGUACUGCUGCUGCUGCUGCUGCAGUAGCAGAAGGGGACAUCGUACUUGAGGCAUGUGCUGCACCAGGCAGCAAAACACUCCAUAUAAUUGAUAUGCUAGGCACAAGGGGUCAUUUAAUCGUUCUUGAGAGAGACACGAAGCGGCUUGCUGCAAUGCUGCGAAGGCUGCAGCAGGAGGCUGCGUUGCGGGGGCCUUAUCUGUCUCCCUGCUGCACCCAGAAGCACGCAGCCAGCAGGAGCAGCAGCAGCAACCGCAGCAACGGCAGCGACAUGGAGGAGUUCCGGAGGCUCGCGGAGUUGGCAAAGAAGCAGCCUCUUUAUUUCGCUCGGUUUGAUGAGCCGCCCCGAUCUGCCGCAGCAGCACCCCCUGCAGGAGCAGCAGCAGCAGCACCCGCUGCAGCAAGCUAUCCGCAGCUAGCUGCAUCUGUGCCGCUGCUGCUGAUAGAGGUCCGGAGAGCAGAUUUUGUUGCUGUAAGGGGGACUGUCCCACCUUUUUGCUGGGCACAGAAAAUUUUAUUGGACCCUUCCUGUUCAGGCAGCGGCCUUCCGACGCAUGCAGCAGCAGCAACAGCAGCAGCAGCAGCAACAGCAGCGGCAGCAGCAGUAACAGCUGCAACAGAAGCAACAGACGCCGCUGCGACAGCAACAACAGAGGAGGCCAGCGAAGCGAACGGCUUCGCACCGUCACCAGCAGCGGCAGUUGCUGCUUCAGCACCAACUAAAUGUGCUCCCACUGCUGCUGCUGCUGCGGACGAGCCCCCGGACCUGCUGCACUGGAGCUGGGAAGGGUGGAAGACUUGGGGUGGCCUUUGUAACCCUUCAGGGAGUGGUAUAGAUAAGGCAGCUCCAGGGGCCCCCCAUGAGGGGGCCCCCUCAUGUGCGGCCUCCCUUCCUUCUGUUGUGCCACCGGCACAAGAAGAGGACAGGGUUUCGCGUCUCGUUGCAGUGCAGCAAAAACUGCUGCUACAUGCGCUUUCUGCCUUCCCUGCUGUGGGCCUCGUCUGCUACUCAACGUGCUCGCUGUACGUGCACGAGAAUGAAGGCGUAUUGCUCAAUGUGGGGCUGCAGCGGCAGCAGCAGAAAGAUAUCGUUCACGAUUGGCAGGUGUGCCGUCCCCACCUUCAUUCAGGGUGGUUCCCGCCGUCUGCAGCAGUUGCACAAAUGCAGCAGCAAUUGACCAGCAGCAGCAGCAGCAGCGGAUGCAGAGACAGCAGCAGCAGUAGGCUGAAAGAUGCUCUAGAAACGUUUGGUUCUCUCUGUGUUCGGGCAUCCCCACACACACACAGGUGCAGGGGCUUCUUCCUGGCGACCAUCUGCAGGGCCGUACCCCCAGCAGCAGCAAUCGCAGCAGCGACAACAACAGCUGCAGGAGAAGCAGCAGCAUCACAGGCGGCGGAAGAAGCAGGCACAGCAGGAAAGAAGACAGCCAUUGCAGCAGGAAAGGAAAGGGCUGGAAAGAGAAAGAGGAAGAGGAAACAAACGACAGACAACCCCCCUCAAUGCGCCGUCCCCUCACUGCCCGGCAGCAAGCCCCAAAAGAGGCACAAAAUCCGUAGCUGCAGCAAAGCGGGCAUCAGCGUUUAA
Molecule: messenger RNA, 2343 nt
Organism: Eimeria acervulina
Lineage: Eukaryota; Apicomplexa; Conoidasida; Eucoccidiorida; Eimeriidae
Exons: 4
Coding region: 1-2343 (780 amino acids)
Biological process (GO): rRNA base methylation
Cellular component (GO): nucleolus
Molecular function (GO): methyltransferase activity
Source: RefSeq, a predicted model, not a curated record